Molecule: messenger RNA, 3805 nt
Organism: Xenopus tropicalis (tropical clawed frog)
Lineage: Eukaryota; Metazoa; Chordata; Amphibia; Anura; Pipidae
Product: nitrile-specifier protein 5-like
Exons: 18
Coding region: 1049-2611 (520 amino acids)
Source: RefSeq, a predicted model, not a curated record
AUUGUAACUAGACUGCAUUGCUUUGCAAGUAAAAUGCUUGUUACUCCUGCUACGGGAUUAUCAGUUGGUAUUUUCAUCCAAUCAAAGGUCACCAGAUCUUGCCAAAACCUUUUGUUUUGGGCAGCAGGAUAAUAUAUCAAUAUGCGUACAAUAUCAAAGGACUCCCAUAAGGCACACAGGAAAAACUGAACUAAUGGUUUCAGUCUCUUACUUGAGGAAGGCAUGGUUGUCAUCUGACCAUGGGGAUCCUCAGUGACAUCACAGGGAAAGGUUAUCUUAGCGACUCCCAGCUAGUGGGGGAAAAGUAUCCAGAAAGAAGAUAUAUAGAAUUUGUGUCUAGUUAGCUGACUCAGUAAAAGACCACAAUACUACACCCAUUCACAAGCACGCACACAAGCACAUAUGUUUGUUUUUUUCUCAUUAUUUACUUUGUUUAGUUUGGUGUAGCAGUAAAGUGUAAAAUGUGUAACAAGCUAUGCAUUUUGUUGAACACAAAACGUAACACAAUACCCAGGGCGUCUGAUAAAAGUAGAGUAUUUGGAGCCUCCCUGUUCAAAGUGUCAUUAAAUAUUUAUGUUUUAUUUUAAUUACUCUCUAGUACCCACCAUUUAUUUAACCUAAUAAACUUUUACAGAUUUUUAUGGGACGUGCCGGUAUUUACUGAUUUUUAAAUAAAUACAAUCCGCAAUGAUCCGCUGACGCAGCAGGAAAAAGAGGAUCAGAUAUCCCCUUAACAUGUCUUGUAUAUCAAUUUUAAAAGGGAACAGUACAUGCAGUUUUUUUACUUUACUGGUUGGCUUUGUGUACACCGUGUCAUAGCAACAACAGGCAAGUAAAAUAAACCACGGAUAAAAGCUCCUGGUAACUGUGUUUAAUAUUAAUAAGGCUUCAGUUCAUACUCUGGAUGUGUGCUACUUCCUAGAAGAUAGCAGGAGCUGUAAAGGUGUUUAAAGGUAUCUCUUGUGUCAGGUAGGUGGAACAAAAAUGAUAAAAAGUGGAAACACAGGAUGUAAUUAAUAAACUGAGUCUAGUAAAAAAUUAAGAUUUAAUGAUGAUUGCUAUCAUUUAUUUGAUUCAGUUAAGUUGCAAAAAGAUGGCUCUGGCAAGUGGUCACUGGGUACAGAAAGAAGUUUUAGGAGAUCCUCCAUCUCCAAGGCAUGGACAUGCAUUAGUGGUUGCUGGAAAUAUUGCUUUCAUAUUUGGAGGUUGUGCAAUGAGCAGAUCACUGGAUCAAGAUCUGAUGUAUCUCAAUGAUUUCUACAUGCUGACAAUUUCUCAGAGCGAUUCAGCAUGGGAAGUUAUCCCACAGAAUGGUUAUGUCCCAUCUCCAAGAGAAGGACAUUCUAUGUGUGUUGUAAAAAGAAAAAUCUAUUUAUUUGGAGGCCGAUCUGACCAAAAUGCAAAUGAAUGCUUACCAGGGAUAUAUGCAUUUGAUUUGGGAACCUUAGAAUGGAAGAAAUUAAUAACAACUGGAAAAGCACCUUCUACCCUGUGGCACAGUAUUGCCACUGUAGAUGAAAACAUAUUCAUUUUUGGUGGAAUGUAUCAUGGCACAAUAAUGGAUGAUUUGUCUAUAUUUAACACAGUAUCAGAAAGCUGGGUGCCAAUUAAGACAACAGGCUCCAUACCUGAGGCAAGGAUGGGGCAUGCAUUUGCAACAGUUGGACAACAAAUAUACAUGUUUGGAGGCUGUUCCAAUGCAUCUGAUUAUAACACGGAUGUAUAUAUUCUUGAUACAGCUACAUUGAUAUGGAAAUUGUGUGAAGUGAAAGGAGAAAAACCAAGUGGCCGAAAAAAUCAUUCAUUUACAGCUCACCAUGACAAGGAUAUUUACUUGUUUGGAGGACUUCAAGAGUCAGAACAUGGUACCAAAAUGUUGAAAUAUGAUGUCAUGAAACUAAGUCUUGCAAAGAUGAAAUGGAAGAGGCCACUUUAUUUUGGAAUCCCUCCAGCCUGCAGAUAUAGUCAUACAGCUUUUGUCUUACACAGCCAUCUCUUUGUUUUUGGAGGAAAAAAUGAAGAUAAUGACUUUAAUGAUGUCAUGGGGAUGAAGCUUAUAAACCCAUCAGACAGACAACCCAUAAUGAAGGACAUCUUAAUUGAAUGUGGCAUCCAAGGAAUAAGCAAUGGAUUUACUCCAACAAAAAUCCCCAAAAUUAAAUAUGAACUAAGUGAGCCAGAACCUCCAAGAAACAUUUCUCCAGCACUUUUUACAGAAAUAAAAACUUGCAACUACAUAUCUGCACGAAAUGAAGCAAUGGCAAAAAUCACUAUGGCUUUUGAUUUGCUAGAUGCAGAAUUUAAAAAACUUGACCUAGAACGAACAAAGUUUGCCCAAUCACAAGAUGCUUUCCAGCAAGAAAAACAGGCAUUCAACAAGCAGUAUCAAAUUCAGCAACAGGAAGUCCAAGAGAUGCUAGAAAAACAUAAGCUGCAAAAUGAAGCAUGGCUCAAAGCAAGGGCAGAGGAAAAUGACAAGGAAAGAAAGGAGAUCAGUAAACUAAGAGAAGAAAUUCUUCUGGAACAGAAAAAACUGAAAGAAGAGCAACAAGCCGUCGAAAAACGCAAUCAGCAACUUAUGUCUAUCAUGCAACAAUUCAAAGGGAUGUGAUUACUUAUUAUGUGCUUCCUUCAGAUGAAUCAGGCUUCCUUUGCAAAGUACAUAUUUUCUAAAUUGUAUUUCUUUUACCAGACACUAUAAUUUUACAGAAACCACAUAUAUCUUACAAAUAUUUUUCACUUCAAGAUUCAUAAGGCCUCAUUUAAUAAUAAAAGAGCAGGGUGCAAAGUGCCAUUUUUUUUUGCAUUCUGCCGCACUGUCCAGAAUGGAGUGCAAGGAUCUGUUACUUCCCAUGAACACAGUGCUGCCCGAGUUCAGCAGAACUGCAUUCAGAAGGUGCUCCCUAAUUCAACUUAGGGAACAUCAUUGAGGGAAAGGUAAAAUAGAGCUUUGUACUACUAGCUUUCCUAUAUCUUUUAAUGUCAUAGUUGUUGGGUAAUUUACUUACUUCCACAAAGUCCCGGGCCUGGGGUGACAUGCUGGCAGCGGCAUGUUAAAUUUGCUCACAUAGGGAACACAGGGAAGGACAGAGAAUGGGGACGGCCUCUGGGCGCCUUGAACAGAAAUCCGGUGCUGUACUGCCCUGUACUUACCACUUGCCUUGCACUCAACAGCAUUGAACGCUGCACCUUGUGCCAGGUGAAAAAUAGAAGAUGCAGAGCAUGGCUGCAAAUGUUCCAUGCAUGGACCCUGGGUGCCCCUACUGGGCCCUGCUGACCACCCUGUGCCCCACCAAAACCAACUGUUUUCUCUCCUUAGGAAUGAGAUGAAAAAUGGGCAUGCAUUUCACUGUAGAAUACACACAUCAUCUUUAAUUAGUUUGCAGGAGUUUCUGCUGUGCAGGGCAGAGUGAGGAAUGCAGCAAUGCUAACAACUGUGCCACCUGCACUCUAUGGGAGAUAGCCUUCCUGUAAUCUGGAAUUUAUGGAUAACAGAUUUUUGGAUAAGGGAUUCCCUACCUAUACCAAGUUCCAAGUACUGUGUGACACAAGCCACAUAAUUAUGUACUGGUGAUAACUGAUGGCAUCUCUAAAGACCAAAUGUAAGAACAUCUUUUAACGGGUUAUUUGUGGCUUCUGUUUAUUAAAAGGCUGUUCAAAAGGUCUUUACAGGAAGCACCUCCAAAACAUAUUCCUGCUGGAGAGCAUUUCAUGGGCACUUUGUCCAUCAUCAGUCACUUCUACCACCUGAAAGAAUCUCCCCACAAAAUCUGCUAAAUAAAUUAUCUACAAACCUACACAUUUA